AUGAGACCGGCCAAGCCAUUCAGCAAAUCGUUGCUUGGAGUUCAACACUCCAAUGCCAUAUAUCCCAGGCCGCCUCCAGCCACGCGUUUCCUCAAUGAGGAGGAAUACCCAGACAAGAAAAAGGCAAGACAUUUACGAGCUUCUGCAGCGCUUCUGCUGACCCCAGGUCUUAUCCUCUCCAUUCUGGAGCCAUGUUCGGCAUACUAUUUGGUGUGGUCCUUCCUGGCCUGCCACCUUGCGCUCCUAAAACUGUUGCGCGACGAUGCCGGCGAGCGGGCUUCGCUCUUUGUUGCUGCCUUUCUGGCUUUUCAUGGUGGCCAUGCCCUUGCUGAACUUCGAUCCUGGCUGCUGGCCGCAGACGGCGCAGACUCCCUGGGGCCAUGGUCGAUCGUGGUCAUAUUU
Molecule: messenger RNA, 402 nt
Organism: Symbiodinium pilosum
Lineage: Eukaryota; Dinophyceae; Suessiales; Symbiodiniaceae
Source: the annotation of a GenBank genome assembly